Molecule: messenger RNA, 1569 nt
Organism: Tetrahymena thermophila SB210
Lineage: Eukaryota; Ciliophora; Oligohymenophorea; Hymenostomatida; Tetrahymenidae
Product: Myb-like DNA-binding domain protein
Exons: 9
Biological process (GO): chromatin remodeling; regulation of transcription by RNA polymerase II
Cellular component (GO): nucleus
Molecular function (GO): transcription coactivator activity; chromatin binding
Source: RefSeq, a predicted model, not a curated record
AUGAAGUUUGACAUCAAAGACGAUAAAAAAAAGAGCAACAGGGGAGGCAAGAAAUCACCUCAAAAAAAAUCGGAUGACAAGAAGGACAUCUUGCAGACAACCAUUUUCAACAAUUUAUACUAUCCUUCAAACAGAGUCCACUGUGAUGCAUGUGAAAAAGAUAUUAGCAAGCAAGUUAAAAUAUAUUGUCCUGGCUCCUAAUCAGAUAUUUGCAUGAACUGCUUUGCAGAUGGAGUAGAAUUCAAUAGUCACAAAAUUGAUGAAGAUUAUCAUGUUAUCAACAAAUUAAAUUAUCCUCUUUUAGCUGAUGAUUGGACUUGCGAAGAAGAGUUGCUUUUAUUCGAAGGUCUAGAGAGAUUUGGUUUCGGUAACUGGUAGGACAUAGCAGAUCACAUUGGUACUGACAAAACAAAGGAAGAUGUUGAAAAGCACUACGAAGAAUGUCAUUUAGAUGCUUCUACUAAAGGAUUUUACCCUUAAGAGAAAGCUUAGUUUUUAACUAGAAGAGAUGAAAAAACCUUAGAACUUCACAUCACUAAGAGUGGAAAGAACUCAAAUUAAAUGCAAGAAGAAAAAGCUGGUAGAAAGAAAUCAGCUAGAUCACUCGAAAAGAAUGCACAACCUCCUGGUAUUUAAUAAUCUUCUAUUUCUACCUCAAAUGCUCGUGCAUUAACAACACCUAAUUAAGGAAAUUUGCAAACCAAUUAAUAAAAUACUACUAAUCAUGCACAAAAUGGUAAUGCUUAAGAUAUUGUCGGCUACAUGCCCUUGAGAGGUGAUUUUGAUAUCGAGUACGACAAUGAUGCAGAACUUCUACUUGCUGAAAUGGAGUUUAACGAUGACGACAAAGACACAGAGCUUAAAAUGAAAUACAAACUUUUAGAAAUCUAUAAUGCCAGACUAGAUGAAAGAAUCAAGCGUAAAAAAUUCGUCAUAGAAAGAGGACUCCUCGACCUAAAGAAAUAAAACAAUUUAGAUAAGGAAAGGACUAAAGAAGAAAAGGAAAUAUAUAAUAUGAUGAAGGUAUUCAGUAGAUUUAGUAAACCUGAAGAACACGAAAGAUUAGUUUAAGGAAUUAUAAAGGAAAAGCAAAUUCGUUAACGUAUAGAAGAGCUUAAAACUUACCGUAAAUUAGGGUUGAAAACAUUUGAAGAUGUAGAGAAUUACUUAAAUUAAAAGAGAAAAAAUGAUGAAAAUUUCAAUAAAAGAUAAAAAAAUAACGAAAAAAUGUUAUAAGAAAAGUCAUCUGUUGCUUCUUCUCAAGGCAAUAGAUAAACAUCACGUAGAACUCGUUCUUUGAACAUGUUUGUAGAAAAUAAGGAUCAUGUUACAGACAAAAAGAAACAGCUUCCUCCAAAUGUUACCGAACAAGAAAUAGAGUUGUGUGAUAAGCUCAAUAUAUCUCCAUAUGAGUAUUUGGUUAUGAAAGAAGUUCUUGUUAGAUAAGCUAUUUAGGAAGGAUUUAUAAAAAUUGAAUAUGCAUAACACAAACUUAAAUUAGAUAAAGAUCGUGUAACUGGCAUAUUCGACUUUUUAGUUGCACAUAAAUAUAUUUUAGAAAAGAAGUGA